Messenger RNA from Thrips palmi, 2234 nucleotides. RefSeq names its product liver carboxylesterase 2-like. NCBI's taxonomy places the organism in Eukaryota, Metazoa, Arthropoda, Insecta, Thysanoptera, Thripidae. The transcript has 11 exons. Bases 268 to 2040 code for a protein of 590 amino acids. The record is from RefSeq and is a predicted model, not a curated record.
GCUCCGCGACUCAAAACGUCUGGGCCGCCCAGCCCAGCCAGUCGGCUCGUCGGCUAGUCGUCGGUGCACCUUCACCUGGUGCGCAGCGUGUAGCGCGUAGCACUCGCACCGCCUUGGCGCCUUGGCCUCGCGUCUCUUGCCGCGGCCUGCACGGACAGACAAAAUAAUGACACAGCAGACAGGCACGCGGCUCGUUCUGCCGGUAGCCCUCGCGGUAGCCCCGGUGGCAGACGAAACACAAAGGCGGUCAAAGUGGGGACUCGCCUGAUGUGGGCGACGGUGGUCGUCGUCGCGGCGCUCUUCUUCGGCGCCUCGCAGACCGCGGACGACGAGUGCACCGGCCCCACCGUAUCGACGCGCCUCGGCCAAGUGUGUGGCCGCACGGCGGUGUCCAAGACCUCGGUCACCUAUCAGUCCUUCCAGGGCAUCCCGUACGCCAAGCCGCCCGUCGGCGACCUACGCUUCAAGGACCCCCAGCCAGCCGAGCCAUGGACCGGCGUGCUGCGCGCGCUGCAUCCCGGGGCGCAGUGCUUGCAGUCCGGCCAGGGCGGCGUCGUGGAGUCGCUGUCGCCCACGCUGCGGCAGGCGCUGCUGCUCGUCCGCGCGCUGCCGAGCUUCCUGUCCAUGCUGACCUCCGGCAACCGCCAGAGCGAGGACUGCCUGUUCCUCAACGUGUACACGCGCCAGGUGCAGCCCGCGUCGCCGCGGCCCGUCAUGGUGUGGAUUCACGGCGGCGGAUUCCACCUGGGUAACGGCGGCCCCGGCCUCUACGGCCCGGACUACCUCAUGGACACGGAGGACGGCGACGACGUGGUGCUCGUCACCAUGAACUACCGCCUCGGCCCGCUCGGCUUCCUCAGCGUCCCGGACGGCGGCGCCCCGGGCAACGCCGGCCUCAAGGACCAGAACGCGGCGCUGCGAUGGGUGCGCGACAACAUCGCGGCGUUCGGCGGCAACCCCAACCGCGUCACCAUCUUCGGCGAGAGCGCGGGAGGCACCAGCGUGCAGAUGCACCUCCUGUCUCCCAUGUCCAGAGGACUGUUCCACGGCGCCAUCUCGCAAAGCGGGUCCGCGUUCAACCCGCGGUCCAGCACCACCGAGGGCCGGGAGAACGCCUACCGCCUGGCCCGGCUGGUGGGCAUCGACUCUGUCGACGACGCGGAGCUGGUGAAGCGCCUGCAGCAGGUGCCAGCCCACGUCCUGGCCGCCAAGUCGGAGUCCGUGCUGACGGCCGAGGAGCGCUCGCGCGGCCUCGCCGUCCACCCGUUCGUGCCGUCCCCGGAAGCCACCACCUCGGCCGCCUUCCUGCCCGGCAUGCCCCACGAGCUGCUGGCGCGCGGCGACAUCGCCAAGGUGCCCUACAUCGUGGGCAUCAACAGCCUGGAGGCCGGCUUCAUGCUGAACAGGCCUCGAGACUUCUCCGUGCUGCAGCUGGACAAGGAGACCGAGAACCUGGUACCCUCUGACCUGGGCCUGCAGUUCGGCUCGCCCGAGCACCAGGAGGUUGCCGCCAGGAUGCGGCGCGAGUACUUCGGCGACAACGUGAUGCCGUCCGACGAGCAGCUCGCCCAGUUCUACUCCGACCUGUUCGUGAGCUGGGUCGUGCACCGGACCGUCAACGUCUUCUCGCGGGCGGACAGCCCCGCCCUCUACGUGUACCACUUCAGCCACGACGGCGGGCUGUCCUUCUCGCAGCGCCUGCUCGACAAGAAGCUCCCCGGCGUGAUCCACGGCGACGAGCUGGGCUACCUCUUCACGCAGGACCUGCUGCCGAGCGGCCGCGAGUCGGAGCUGGACACGCUGGUGCGCCGCAGGAUGGUCAAGCUCUGGACCAACUUCGCCAAGACUGGAACCCCGAACGGAGGCCACAGUGCGCUUCUCAACACGGAGUGGCUGCCGGCUAACAACCAGAGCGGACUGUACCUGGACAUAGGGGCGGACCUGGCGAUGAAGCAGGGCAGUCUGUCUCCCCAUAUGGGCUUUUGGGACAGCCUGUACACGACGAGACAAGGAGGGCGAAGGCCGGAGGCAGGCGUCUAGAGGGGCACCGGCUAGUUUCGAAUAGAGUCGAAUCGAAUCCCAUUUAGUUCAAAACUUCUCGCAAUCCCUGAAGCUUCAGAGGCGUCGCUAGAAGAGAAAUGUGAUACGUUUUAAUGUGUUUUCUGUUGUUUAGUUGUAAAUUUCGUUUUUAAGCAAAGAAAGUAAAGAUAAUAUAUAUUAGAGAGGAGGUGAAA